This is a messenger RNA of Adineta steineri, 294 nucleotides long. Lineage: Eukaryota; Metazoa; Rotifera; Eurotatoria; Adinetida; Adinetidae. The record is from the annotation of a GenBank genome assembly.
AUGUCAUUAUUUUUAAAAGAUUUACCUUGUCGAAAUCCAGAUAAUUUUACUAGACUUCAUACAAUUGGUGCUACUCGUCAGUUAUCUGUUCAACCAACAUAUGCUGCAAUACUUGAUUCCAAUGCAAAAGAAAUAAUCAAUGAUCCAGUACCUAUGCUUAUCCAUCGUUUAUCUCUAAUACCAAAAGAUGAAUCACGAAAACGAUCCAUACCUGAAGAUGAAAGUCAAGUACCAUCAUUUACAUUAGAUCAAACAAAACGAACUAAACCAUCAACAUCUGAUUCUAAUGAAUAG